CAAAGUAGUUUCAUUUACCUACUUUUAUGUCCGCACGAGUCGCACUUUUCUUCAGUAGUGACUGCUAUCUACCGGAUAAACAUCUGAUAAGACUGAAACCGAAUCUACCUUUUUAGUUUAGUGAUUUUAUUUAAGUUUGCCAGUUUUCAGAUCAUGAAAAAAUUGUUCGGUCGAAAAAAAGUCAACUUACCGCCGCAGAUGAGUCCCACCGUGGCGCCAGCGUAUACUAUUGAACGCAACUCCGCUUAUUACCCAAUGAAUCAUAAGCACCGCGGCCAAGCAAUCAUAUUUGCACACACAACUUUCGAUAAGAACGUGAAAUUAAUCAACAGAGAUGGAAAUGAUGUGGAUUGCGACAUGCUGGAGAAAUCGCUCAAACGGUUGCGAUUUGACGUGACCCUGCACAAGGAUUCCCGCAUGGAUUUUAUCCUUAAAGAGAUGAAGAGAGGAUCCCUACUGGAACACAGCCUUCUCCUAGCUUAUAGAAAUUGUGGUCUACAGAAGACAGUUGACACUGUUUCCGAAAUGGAUCAUUCCAAGAGUGACUGCCUGCUGGUUGCUGUUCUUUCGCAUGGUGAGGAAGGUGAAGAAAUCUACGCAUAUGACAAACCCUAUCAGAUAUCGAGCCUUUGGACAUUCUUCACCGGAGACCAAUGCCGGACGCUUGCUGGAAAACCAAAAAUCUUCAUCAUUCAAGCAAGCCGAGGCAAUGCCAACGAUUUGGAUUUCGGCGUUAAAGUCGAAAAAGAUGGCGUAGACAGAUACAGUAUUCCAACGAAUGCCGAUUUCCUGUUCGCUAUGAUUCCGGACUUCAUGUCCUUCCGCAACACCAUAAACGGUUCCUUGUUCAUCCGCGAGCUGUGCAACGAGCUGAACGAAAAUGGACAACGAUUUGAUAUGUUAACUUUGUUGACUUUUGUGGUUCAAAAAGUGGCCUACGGUUAUGAAUCAUAUACUUCAGUCAAUCCAGAUCACCAUAUGAAGAAGGAAACUCCCUUUGUGGUAUCCAUGUUAACAAGACUAUUGCUGUUCAAUAAUGUGUAACUUAUUACUUGCACAAACACGACAAACAAACGAAUUCGCAUGACCAUAUAAAACCGGGUAACCGAUAACAAGAAAAACAUCGUACAUUUAAAAUUAUUUUUGAAUUGCGUUGAAUAUUGUUCUUCUAGUUAACAUUCCAAAGAUAAACGCAUCAGUCACCAAGAUUUUUAGUUUUAUAGCUCGCAGAACGCUAGCAAGAUUAAUUAUUAUUGUUUUAUUUAUUAUAAGUUUAAUAGUGUUAAACUGCUGUUUUUUUAAAUUUCGUCAAUAAAUGUUUUGUACGGAAUCAUCCCAAAGCUCAA
Molecule: messenger RNA, 1346 nt
Organism: Aedes albopictus (Asian tiger mosquito)
Lineage: Eukaryota; Metazoa; Arthropoda; Insecta; Diptera; Culicidae
Product: caspase
Exons: 4
Coding region: 154-1044 (296 amino acids)
Biological process (GO): positive regulation of neuron apoptotic process; apoptotic process; proteolysis
Cellular component (GO): cytoplasm
Source: RefSeq, a predicted model, not a curated record